AUGCCUGGCCAAAUUAAAAUCGUCGAGCCUCCCCUCGUCGUCCGUGACAUGGACGACGCCGAGAAGCUCGUAGUUGAAGAGUUUGACCGUCAUGUCAGCCGUUGCACCCAAUGUACCACCGCCCUCAACCAGCCUAGCGACAGCCUCUGCGAGCGUGGCUACCCUCGUGCCAUCGAUGUGACCAGGCACCUCUACUGUAAGGACGGAAAACACUUCUCGGUCGUGGACAAAGAGAACGGUGUCUUGAUGCGAGUCAAGCUUCCGCGUGAAGCCAACUCCGUCCGAGACCUUCUCGACGCCGUCGAAGCCGGUCUGGCCUUCAAGUCCCCUCGUCGUGGCCGUGCCUCUCCUGUCCGCGCUCCCCGAACGAGCACCAUUUAUGUUCCAUCUCGCCGACCUGUGAUCGAACAAAUCCGUCCAUCUCGCUCAUACUCACCCGAGCCUGAGCGCACCGCAACAGAGAUCAUCGAGAGAUCUCCUCACUCGGAGCGCUCUCCAGGCCAGGGCAAGCGUCACGUUAUCGUCUACCAAUCUCCCCGCAGCUCCAUAUCUCGCAGUCCAUCCAGUCGCGGCUCGCUCUACAGCUCAGACCGCGAGCGCUCCGAGCAGCGAUUCGAGUCCUCUCGAAUCCGCCGCCGAGGCGCAGACUACCGCUUCUGA
This is a messenger RNA of Penicillium maclennaniae, 660 nucleotides long. RefSeq lists its product as uncharacterized. The transcript has a single exon. Bases 1 to 660 code for a protein of 219 amino acids. NCBI's taxonomy places the organism in Eukaryota, Fungi, Ascomycota, Eurotiomycetes, Eurotiales, Aspergillaceae. The record is from RefSeq and is a predicted model, not a curated record.